CGGUAGUACCGGUAGCGGAGGGGCACUUUUGGAAAGACGAAUUCCUGAUGACCAAGGUCAAAGAGAAUGAAGCAUUGCCAGAGGGGUGCAAGUCUUGGCAUGUAGACUAAUCCCUAGCCCUGAACUGAACCACCAACUUUCAUCCUAGCACCUCAAAGCAGCAGGAGCUUCCUUCAACUCUCGCAAGGCGGUGAGCCCACUCACCAACAACAACACGGUCAAAACCAUAAUCCUUCAGCUCGCCCCACGAUCCUACUCCUAGCCCCCAAUUCUUCCAAAAAGUUACACAAAUCCUCCCACCGCCCGUCUCAAUUACGUUUAAUAAUGCCGUACAACUCGUCCGCAAUACCCCCUUCCGAGGAGGUUACCGGCCAUUCUGCUCUCCCCCGUGAGCUAUUCGCAAAUUUUUAUUCCUUCUUGCCCGUUACCCACUAACGCAUCGUAGUCUCCCGGGUUAAGAAAAUCAUAAGACUCGACGACGAUGUCAACGGUUGUUCCAACAAUGCUGCUUUCCUUGUUACCAUUGCUGCUGUGAAUAUUUUCCCUCCCACCCUCCAAAUAUGCCCUCGAACACAGCGAGGUUGACGUUCUACAAAGGAAAUGUUUGUCCAGUACCUCGCAGAGCAGGGGCUCAAAAUGACCUAUAGUGACCGAAAGCAACGGAAGACAAUGCAGUAUAAAGACCUGGGUAAAUUACGUCCUUGUACGGUUUCUAUUGAAAUUUCCUAACGGGAGAUAUAGCUGCCGCUGUAGCCAGAGUAGAAAACCUCGAAUUCCUCGCAGAUGUUAUCCCGCCUACGGUGCCGUACAAGCAGGUUCGGGAACGGAAGAACAAGACGGUUAAGGACGCCGAGGCCGGCCAAUUGACGCUGAACGGGCAGAGGAUAUUGCCAAUAGGAUCAUCAAACGGUCGUAAAAAGGGUUCCGCAGAGACUGACACUAUCGCCGCCGCUGGCGGUCGGGAGAGGGGGGUUAACGGAGAUAAGGGCAACGAGAUAGAAAUGAGUUAGGUCCCUUUUACGACCGGGAUGGGUCAGGGCUUGCUUGAUAGGGGCGUAUUUCGCGAGAUCUCCUCACAUCCACUGAUAGACAGAAAGUAGUGCUUGGGCGGGUUCAUGUGAUGAGGAUACGCGGAAUUGGGAGGGAGUAGGCUGCGUUUUUCCUCCGCCCCCGGGAAUAACUCUUACCCCUGUUUUUGCUAUCCCGAUUGGAGUUUUUCUCCGGCGAGUGGUUUUACUUUCCUUUUGGCUGAUGGGAUUUUAAAGUGAGGACUGGCGGUGCGCUUCUACUUUGGUCAUAACGAGAUAGAUUCUCUCCCGCUCGGUAGUUAACCCCAUAGUUAGCUAGCCUCACAAACACAUGCGAAGAAUCGACCGCCAAUUCUCAAGAUU
This is a messenger RNA of Tuber aestivum (summer truffle), 1391 nucleotides long. NCBI's taxonomy places the organism in Eukaryota, Fungi, Ascomycota, Pezizomycetes, Pezizales, Tuberaceae. The record is from the annotation of a GenBank genome assembly.